ACUGACAAGUUGUCAGAACUGCUGCUGCGGCAGAGUCACCGUCACGCUAUUCAGUUUCAGAAUUGGGCGCAAAAAUAAUUACAGCCUUAGUGCAGCCUGCAAGCUCAAGAAAUAAAAGCACGAAUUGGGAGCUGAGCCACACUCAUUUAAACAGAGAAUACAGGCCCAGUCUCCUCAAUCUCUUCUCAUAGGACAAUCCCACCAUCCUGGGCUUAGUUUGGUGAAACUUCUUAACACUCCCUCUAUGGCAGUAUAUUCUUCCUCAGGAGUGCUCUGGGAGAUUUCUCAGCCAUUUGGACCAGAGCCCGUUUCUUCUUUAACUUCAAGCGACAGCAUAUCUAUGUCGAGCUUUGGAAGCCAUCUCAAUGAGGGAUCUGCAGCAGCGGGGCAGACGCACCUUCAUGCAUUGAACCAAGUGGACACAGAUCUCCCACAAGGAAUUGCUGCUGAAGAGACUGAACCAGUGACAAUGGAAGAUGAUUCAUUGCAUCAACUUGAGGAAUUGCCAUUUCUCUUCCCUGUGCCAGAGGUUGCCCCCUCAGACUAUUCUGAUGUGGUUUGGUGGUUUACAUCUUGUGGAGCUAGCGGCCCAAAUGGUCCUACUCAGGCACAGUGUGACAAUGCCUACCGCCACACAAACGUCUCUGUGAGUCUACAAUCAGAGGGACCCCUCAAGGGCAUCCAGACUUGGCAGAUUCCAGCCACUAGCAAAUACGUGGUGUCGGCUUAUGGAGCUGCUGGUGGGAAAGGAGCCCGGAACAGCAAUAAGAGGUCACAUGGAAUUUUCAUUUCAGCCAUCUUUCAUCUGGAGAAGGAUGAUCUUAUUUAUAUCCUGGUUGGACAGCAAGGAGAAGACGCCUGCCCGGGGAAAGAUGUCAUGACCCAGAAGAUAUGCUUGGGAGAAUCUUCCAUCAUCGAAGAUGAAUAUAAUGCUAAUAAUGCCCUGUCAGAAUGGGCAGGAGGUGGAGGUGGAGGUGGAGGAGCCACUUAUAUCUUCAAGAUGGAGAAUGGGGUUUCAGUGCCGCUGUUGAUUGCAGCCGGUGGGGGUGGAAAAGCAUAUUUGGAGGACCCAGAUGCCAUAAUGGAUGAUCUGAUGGUGGAGCAAUAUGAAAAUGACACGUCAGUGCCUGGAUUCAACGGCCAAACAGGGGCAGCAGGUGGAGGUGGUGGUUGGAAUGACAUCACCAAGCAUCCCUGGGCAGGAAAGUCUCUCAUGGAAGGCGCAAGUGGGGGCAGUGCAUGUCCCCAAGCUCUGAAGAAGCUGAAAUGGGCAACGCAUGGAGGCUUUGGAGGGGGUGGUGGGGCAUGCACGUCAGGAGGAGGAGGUGGUGGAUACAGAGGCGGAGAUGCAUCUUUAGCUGAUGGGAUCACAGCGGACGGCUAUGAUGGAAUUUCAUUUGUCAAUCAGGCUGGAGAGAUCUACCUCCACCCAUUGGCAGCCAUGGAAAGUCACGGAGAAGCUGAAAUUCGGAUCCAUAUCAACUGCAGUCAUUGUGAGUCGGACAACUGUGUACGGGACCAGGAGUCCAAGAAGAUAGUGUGUCUGUGCCUGGGUGGCAAAGUUUUAGCCAAAGAUAAUGUUACCUGUACAGUUGCCGGAGGCGCCAACCCAGAAGGCCAUCUUCCUUUCUCCCUCAUAAUUGUCGUGGUUAUGUCCACCAUUGUUACUGGUGUAGUUCUAACCUGUGCUGGACUUGCUCUCAUUUACUAUCGCAAGAACAACCGGUUCCAGGCAGUGAGGGUGAAGCUGCAGAGCCCUGAAUACAAGCUGAGUAAGAUCAGAACCUCUACCAUCAUGACCGAUUAUAAUCCAAACUAUUGCUUCGCUGGCAAGGUGGCAUCACUUAAUGAACUCAAGGAAGUGCCCAGGAGAAACAUCUCCUUGCUGAGGGCUCUUGGUCAUGGUGCUUUUGGUGAAGUGUAUGAGGGUCACGUGGUUGGAAUUAGUGGAGAGUCUGUCCCUUUACAAGUGGCAAUCAAGACCCUUCCAGAAAUCUGCUCCGAACAAGAUGAAAUGGAUUUCUUGAUGGAGGCUUUGAUUAUCAGCAAGUUUAACCAUCAGAACAUUGUCCAAUGUAUUGGUGUGAGUCUCCAAGCUUUGCCUCGAUUUAUCCUUCUAGAGCUCAUGACUGGAGGGGACAUGAAGACUUUCCUCCGCGAAAACAGGCCAAAAGCUACACAGACAUCUACAUUGACAAUGCUGGACCUUCUGAACAUGGCCAAGGAUAUAGCUUGUGGCUGCAAAUACCUGGAAGACAAUCAUUUCAUCCAUAGGGACAUUGCAGCAAGAAACUGUUUACUAACCUGCAGUGGGCCCAGGCGAGCAGCCAAAAUUGGAGACUUCGGGAUGGCUCGAGAUAUUUAUAGGGCAAGCUACUAUAGGAAAGGCGGGCGUGCCAUGCUGCCAGUCAAGUGGAUGCCUCCAGAAGCUUUCCUUGAAGGAAUCUUCACAUCAAAGACAGACACAUGGUCAUUUGGUGUGUUGCUGUGGGAAAUUCUGUCACUUGGAUAUAUGCCAUACCCCUGCAAGAGCAACCAGGAAGUCUUGGAGUUCGUAACCAGUGGUGGAAGAAUGGAUCCACCCAAGAACUGCCCAGGGCCUGUAUAUCGGAUUAUGACCCAGUGCUGGCAGCACCGACCUGAAUACCGGCCAGAUUUCUCUGCCAUAUUGGAAAGAAUUAACUAUUGUACACAGGAUCCGGACAUUGUCAACACUCUCCUUCCUGUUGAGUAUGGACCCAUGUCAGAGGAUGAAGGAAAUAUGGUGGUGCGUCCCGACAGCUCGAGCGACAUGACCCCGUUAAGGGUUAGCCCAAGUAUUGCACCUCAAGCUGCCAAUCAGACGUCUGAGUUAUUGCACUCUGGACCGAAGCUUCAACGUCCUCAGGAGCUACCAAAGAGAGAGAGCUUUGGCACCAAGGUAGACAGCGGCCACCAAAUAGCCUCAGUUGGCGGCCACUGGCUUUACCAAGAUACCGGAGCCAAUCACUACUCUGAAGCAAUAUCUCAGCAAGGGCAGAGGCUGAAAAACCAGACCAAAACCUUGUGGAAUCCAACUUAUGGCUCUUGGGUCUCUGAGAACUACAACAGAACUGCAACAAUGUCAGUGUCAGAGGUGGAUGAGAAGGCCCUGGGCACCCCUGAGCAGGAGGAUUCAGGCUUAGAUUGCAACAGCAGCUCUCCACCCAGCUCCCGGGAGUCCCCUUCUCCGGGCAGCCACUACCCGGCUCUGGAAAUCGAAGGGCCAGCACUGGUCAAAACGCAGAGCUUCCCUUGUGGAAACAUAAAUUAUGCUUACGAUGGCCUUGUGUAUGAUUCUGAGGGCACACAGGUAUCAUCAGACACAAGUGAUGAGGAUGGUUCCAGGCAGAAGAUGCUACCUCUCAAUAAGGAAAUGCAUUGCCUUUGCAACCCAGAGAAGUCAGCAAGAGAUCGCGAUUCAGGCCUGUCACUGUCUGAAGACCUCAGCAUCACCCCUGUAUAAAAACUACCAAUGACCUGAGGCACAUGUGAAAUUGCAUGGAUUGGUCGAGUUCAGUUAGAACUUAAAAUAAGUUAAGAGACACAUUUCCAUUUGUCACUAUAUCUGGAUUGUAUUGUAAGCUUCCUCCAAGGUCAGUAAAUCCUGAUGAGGCUCAAGCUAGGAGAUAAGCUACCUCAUCAGGUCAAAAGACCAUUAGACCCAACACAGGACUCUCUCACUCAGUUCAUUUUUCUUUAAUACUGAUAAGGCUGAUAGGAACUGUAUGUAUUCCAGAAGAUGGGAUCUCUAACCUGGACUUUGAAGCCUUGUCUUGCUGGCAGUUUCCACAGUUGGUCCUGCAAAUCCUCCUCCUUGUAGAUGGUACACUCGGCUAAACGCUUUGUCCUUAAUGGAACAGACCAGCGAAGAACUGAUGAAUCUCACCGAACAGAAGGAAGCAGCUCAAAUGCCAGCCAAGGCUAAAAUUCAAACCUUUGACCCCAGCAGUUGAACAGUGUACCCACGGAGUGGGCAAGAGCUGCUGCUGGAACUCAUGAGCCCGUUUUAUGGGGGAAAUCUAUUUGUACAGAUUGGGAUUACAGUUUAUACUGAAAGUCUAACACUGGAACCUCUAAGUAUCGAGACCAACUCAUUUCCCAAUUAUUAGGACCAGUUUUAAGGAGCUGUCUGUCUGAAAUCACUGUGAGGUGCAGUUUUGUCGCUGCUUAUCACACUUAGAUGUGCUUUGGGGAUUAUUGGUGUGCAUCAUGCAUUCCUGUAAAUAAGAAAACCAUAUUGUCAAGAAGAUAUGGGGCAGAAUUUUUAGGUUGGUCAGUGGGUGCGAUCGCCAGGCCCGGAAUCGGCUGGGGAAUGGACCGCUGACCGUGAGACGUGAACUGUAGAGCUCAGCGC
This is a messenger RNA of Carcharodon carcharias (great white shark), 4375 nucleotides long. RefSeq names its product leukocyte receptor tyrosine kinase (gene ltk). The record is from RefSeq and is a predicted model, not a curated record. Gene Ontology annotation, biological process: protein phosphorylation; cell surface receptor protein tyrosine kinase signaling pathway; regulation of cell population proliferation. Lineage: Eukaryota; Metazoa; Chordata; Chondrichthyes; Lamniformes; Lamnidae. Gene Ontology annotation, cellular component: signaling receptor complex; membrane. The transcript has 23 exons. The coding region runs from base 245 to 3484 and encodes 1079 amino acids. Gene Ontology annotation, molecular function: transmembrane receptor protein tyrosine kinase activity; ATP binding.